UCCUCCUCCUCCUCCGCCUCCGGCGCGGCCCCGGCGGCCCCGGACAAGCUGGAGGUGUCGGGCCCCGGGCCCCCGCCCGCGCAGGCCGGACCCGGCCGGAAGCAGCAGGCCAAAGCCGGUCUGCAAAUGAAGAGCCCCGAAAAGAAGCGACGGAAAUCCAACACUCAGGGCCCGGCUUAUUCCCACCUGACGGAGUUCGCCCCGCCCCCGACGCCCAUGGUGGACCACCUGGUGGCCUCCAACCCCUUCGAGGAUGACUUCGGGGCCCCGAAGCUGGGGGCCGGGGGCGGCCCCCCGUUCCUGGGCGGGCCGGGGCCCUACGCGGGCUUCCGCGUCCAGCCGGGGGCCGCGCUGGCCGGCCAGGUGCCCCCGGGCUACGGCGGGGGCGCGGGGGGCGGCGGGGGGGCGGGGGGCCGCCGCCCCCCCCAGGCCUUACGCCGCCAGCCCCCUCCCUUCCCCCCCAACGCCCUGGGCCCGGCCUUCGCCCUCCCGCCCCAGGGCCCGGCCUACGGGCCCGGCGGACCCCCCGGCCCGGCGGCCGCCAUGAACUUCCCCGCUCAGCCCUUCGGGCCGGCGCUGGCCCAGAACUUCAGCCCCCCGUCCGGCCAGCUGGGGCCCGGGCCGGUGGGCGCCUUCGGCCCCAUGAUGUCCCCCGCCGUGGCCGGCCAGCCCCCGCCGCCCCCGGCCCCGCCGCCCCAGCGGUUCGCGCAGCAGCCCCCGAACCCCUUCGGGCCCCUGCCGCGGCCCGGCCUGCCCCCCCGCCGCCGCCACCCGCCGCCGGACCCUUCCCCCGGCCCCGACUUCCCCCCGGCCGGCGAGGACGGCGGCGUCGGCAAGGCCCUCCCGGCGGCGGCGGCGGCCCCGGCUUCGUCCCCCGAGCCGCACGGCGGCUCCCCCGUCACCGCGGCGGCCGUGAACGGGGCCCCGGCCGGCUUCUCGGCGGCCCGGGGGGCGGCGGGCACGCCGGACGCCAACAACCCGCCCGCCGGGGCACCCCCGGCCCCCGCGCCUCCGGCGGGCCUGGUGUACCCGUGCGGGGCGUGCCGCAGCGAGGUGCACGACGACCAGGACGCCAUCCUGUGCGAGGCCUCCUGCCAGAAGUGGUUCCACCGCGAGUGCACGGGCAUGACGGAGAACGCCUACGGGCUGCUGACCACCGAGGCCUCGGCCGUCUGGGCCUGCGACUUCUGCCUGAAGACCAAGGACAUCCAGUCCGUCUACGUCCGCGAGGGCCUGGGCCAGCUGGUGGCCGCCAGCGACGGCUGAGGCCGCGGGCCGGCCCCCGCUCGAUCGGUGGAGAAGAGCCCGGGCUUUGGAGUCAGCGGUCGGGGGUUCGAAUCCCGGCUCCGCCACCUGUCUGCCGUGUGAC
Tachyglossus aculeatus (Australian echidna) is the source of this 1369-nucleotide messenger RNA. RefSeq names its product pygopus family PHD finger 2 (gene PYGO2). Gene Ontology annotation, biological process: kidney development; spermatid nucleus differentiation. The record is from RefSeq and is a predicted model, not a curated record. Lineage: Eukaryota; Metazoa; Chordata; Mammalia; Monotremata; Tachyglossidae.